Molecule: messenger RNA, 1549 nt
Organism: Quercus lobata
Lineage: Eukaryota; Viridiplantae; Streptophyta; Magnoliopsida; Fagales; Fagaceae
Product: carboxylesterase 1-like
Exons: 1
Coding region: 734-1396 (220 amino acids)
Molecular function (GO): hydrolase activity
Source: RefSeq, a predicted model, not a curated record
AAAAAAGGCAGCCAAAAUUUCUAACAGCCAUCAAAAGAGAGUAAAAUGUCAGGUCAAAAUGCACCAAUCAAUCCCAACGGGGAUCCGUACCAGCUCCUCCAGAUAGUCCGAAACCCGGACGGCAUGAUAACCCGAGCUCUCGAUAUUCCAGAAACCCCACCCACAUCUGAUCCCAGCCUUUAACUUAUAUAUAUCUUCCCAAGCGAAAGUCAAACACAUAACAAACUCCAUCCUGAGUUCCUUACACAACUAUAUAUAUUACAAUUACUCAACAAUGUAAGUGGAAUCCUUAUCUUCCUAACUUUUCUCUCUGUUUUACACUUUCUCUCCAUUGUUGAAGCUUCAAGCUUUUCCUAAUUCUUACAAACAAUUUGAGCAGAAAGCUCAUCACAAAGCUAGAGAGUUCGCCAUGUCAAGUCAAACUGCUCCCUCAAAUCCCACCGUUGAUCCCUACCAACACCUCCAAAUCGCCCUCAAUGCCGACGGCACGAUCACACGCCUCUGAGAAAUCCCGAACACUCCACCCACACCUGAUCCUAGCCACCCCACUCCAGUUCUCUCCAAAGACAUCCCUCUAAACCAAUCAAACAACACCUGGGUCAGAAUAUUCCUACCCAGAGAAGCACUUGAUCAUAACUCCUCCACUAAACUGCCUCUCAUAGUUUACUUCCAUGGAGGAGGGUUCAUCCUUUACAGUGCAGCCUCAUCAAAUUUCCAUGAUGUUUGUGCCAACAUGGCAAUUGACCUCCACGUCAUCAUCGUAUCCGUCGAAUACCGCCUCGCCCCAGAGCACCGUCUGCCGGCGGCUUAUGAUGAUGCUAUGGAAGCGUUACACUGGGUCAAAACAACCCCAGAUGAUUGGCUAAGAGAUUAUGCUGAUUUAUCUAACACGUUUAUUAUGGGUGUUAGUUCUGGUGGUAACAUAGCCUACCAUGCAGGGUUACGUGCAUCCGUGGAAAUUGAUAAACUUGAGCAUUUGGUGAUCAGAGGGUUGAUAUUGCAUCAACCAUACUUUGGUGGGUCCCAAAGGACUCAAUCAGAAUUGAGGGACAAUCAUCCAACUUUGCCACUAAGUGUUUGUGAUCUAAUGUGGGAAUUGUCAUUACCAAUUGCUGACCGCGACCAUGAGUAUUGCAAUCCAAAGGUUGGAGAUGGGCCUCAGCUUUUGGAAAAGAUCAAGCUGCUAGGAUGGAAGGUCUUGGUGGUGGGCUAUGAUGGGGACAUACUAUUUGAACAUCAAAUUGAGUCGGCAAAACUGAUGAGAGAAAAGGGUGUGUCAGUGGUGAGCCAAUUUGGUGAGGGGGGCUAUCAUGGGGUAGAUUUUGUUGAGCCUGCCAGAGCUAAGGCACUCCAUGUGGUCCUUAAAAAUUUCAUAUUGUCUUCAUUGGUUGCCUAGGAAGAAUAGUCCACAGGUCAAAAGUCUGCACAAAGAAUAACGUUGUAAUGUUGUUGAUGUGAUUAAUGCCAUGUUGUUAUAUGUACUGAAAAGUCGUUGUUUUGGCUUUGAUGCUGUUAAAUCAUAAAUAAAAAAACAUCAUUUUCAUAAUUA